AUGUCGCUACCUUUCCCCAACAUCUAUCAUCUGCGAACCGUAGCCGAGGCUUCCUCAAAGGCCUGUUAUGUCUGCCUCAAACCAUCUGUCAAAGUGCUUAUAACACCAGACAGUAAGGACUUCUUCUACGUCUGCCCCUCUCAUUUGACUGAUAGAGGAUUCGCCUCCCCUAUAGUCGAUGCCGAGGCCGAGGCUGCGAAGAAAAAGAAAGAAGUCUUAGAUAAGGAAAUUGAGAAGGUCAAGCAGGAAUACGAGGAGAAGCAGCGAAAGAAAGGCAAGAAGAAGUCUAAGGACGAUGACAAAGACAAGAAGAAGGACGACCAAGACGACGACGAGGCUGAAAAAGAGCGUGAUGACAAGAUCAAAGCGCUCCAAUCCGGUGCCAAUGCUGGUGAGAAGACGGCGGAUAUUCAACGAGUGUAUGCGUUGCACAAAAAUUUCUAUCAGAUGCGAACUGACAGAAUCCGGAACAUGGAAGCAGCAAAGAGAAGCCAACAGCGAAUAAAAGACCCAUCGUUCUUUCCUGCCACGCCCAAGGGAGACAUUGCCUGA
Exophiala viscosa is the source of this 552-nucleotide messenger RNA. RefSeq names its product VPS4-associated protein 1. Lineage: Eukaryota; Fungi; Ascomycota; Eurotiomycetes; Chaetothyriales; Herpotrichiellaceae. The record is from RefSeq and is a predicted model, not a curated record. Gene Ontology annotation, cellular component: endosome. Gene Ontology annotation, biological process: vacuolar transport. The transcript has 4 exons. Bases 1 to 552 code for a protein of 183 amino acids.